Molecule: messenger RNA, 1895 nt
Organism: Labrus mixtus (cuckoo wrasse)
Lineage: Eukaryota; Metazoa; Chordata; Actinopteri; Labriformes; Labridae
Product: gastrula zinc finger protein XlCGF7.1-like
Exons: 2
Coding region: 791-1759 (322 amino acids)
Source: RefSeq, a predicted model, not a curated record
CUCACUUUCUCUCUUUUUACUGCACUCACAAACCUUCUUUAGUUUCUCAUCUUUAGACUUCUUAAAGUCCUCUCCAACACAUCCGUACAAUAAAACUAGAAGCUGAGAGAUCAACCUGAACUUCCUGUUUGAUUUAGAAAGUCUUUGAAAACCUGAGAGCAGCUGACUGAAGUCAAACUCAUUUUAAAAACCAACAAAUAAAUGUUUACAUGAAGAACACGAGUUCAUCUACAGACGACUGUGUUUACUCUCUCUGUAAAAAAAAACACACACACACACACACACACACACACCAGCUGAUACCUGCGUGAUGCAGACGGGAUGAGAGUGAGCGGAGAAAAGACGAGGCAGCGUCUGAAACAAAGGAAGCGUACACAUUGAAAACCUGAAGAACUUAUUUUAUCAUGUUGUGCUUUAAGAACAAGAAGUAAUCAGUGGAUUGUUUGAUUACUUGAUGAUUAAUGUGACUUUUGAAAACAGAAUAUCAAGUCUUAGAUAAAGUCACAGCUUCCCUCCAUGUGUCUUUGUGUCUUCUGUGUUUCCUGCAGACGUCCAGCAGCUGUCGGUGGGUGAAGAAGAUCCUCAUGAGCAGCAGGAGGGGAGCUCCAGUCUGGACCAGGAGGACUCUAAGACUGUGCACAUUAAAGAGGAACAGGAGGAACUGUGGAGCAGUCAGGAGGGACUGGAGGAGGCUGAUAUCAAGUUCCCCUUCACUCCUGUCUCUGUGAAGAGUGAAGAUGAUGAAGAGAAACCUCAGUCCUCACAGCUUCAUCACAGACACACUGAAGAGAUGGAAACAGGAGCUGAUGGAGAGGACUGUGGAGGAGCAGAACCAGAGAGGGACUCAGAUCCAGAGAGAGGUUUCUAUCCAGAGAUCGAGGUCAAGAUUGAAGACUCUUCUGACCCUGAGACUGAUGUCAGUGAUGACUGGAAGGAGACCAGAGAACAUGAGUCAGGUGUACUUCACUCUGUGGAAAAGAUUAAAGAUAAGAGACCACAGAGUGUUAAGAAAGCUCUCAGCUGCUCUGAGUGUGGGAAAACAUUCAAAAGGAAAGGACAUCUGAGCACACACAUGAUCACUCACACAGGAGAGAAACUGUUCAGCUGCUCUGUUUGUGGUAAAAAAUUUGGCCACCAAAGAAGUAUAAUCAGACAUAUGAUGAAUCACUCAACAGAGAAACCGUUCAGCUGCUCUGAGUGUGGUAAAGAAUUUAGUCAAAAAGAUUGUCUGACAAGCCAUCUGAUGACUCAUUCCCAAGUGAAACCAUUCAGCUGUGCUGAGUGUGGGAAGGGAUUUAACUUCAGGUCAGGACUGAGAAUGCAUCUGGCAAAUCACAGAGGUCAUCUGUUCAGCUGCUCUGAAUGUGGGAAGGGAUUCAACCAGAGGAGACAUCUGAGAGAACAUGUGAGGAUUCACAGUGGAGAGAAACCAUUCAGCUGCUCUCAGUGUGGUAAAAGUUUUACUCAACAAGGUUCACUGACAGAACAUAUGAGAAUUCACACAGGAGAGAAACCCUUCAGCUGCUCUGAAUGUGGUAAGAGCUUCACCCGAAAUGGCAAUCUGAUGGCGCAUAUGAAAACCCACACCGGAGAGAAACCAUUCAGCUGCUCUGAGUGUGGAAAGACAUUUAACCUGAAAGGAAACAUGACCACACACAUGAAAACCCACUCGGGAGGGAAAGCCUUCAGCUGCUCUGAGUGCGGUAAAACAUUUAGUAAUAAAAGAUAUCUCACCAGACACCUGAACACUCACACCUGAGGACAGUGAACGUGGUCAGAGCUUCACCCGACAGAACAGACGAGAGAAACUCUUCAGCUGCUCUGAGGGAGUUAAGACUUCACAGAUGUGUGUGAGCAGUCAGAGCCUGUUCAAACCAAACGAUAAGAAAAGAGGC